Chaetomium fimeti is the source of this 1119-nucleotide messenger RNA. RefSeq names its product nucleophile aminohydrolase. The record is from RefSeq and is a predicted model, not a curated record. Gene Ontology annotation, biological process: proteasomal protein catabolic process; ubiquitin-dependent protein catabolic process. Gene Ontology annotation, cellular component: nucleus; proteasome core complex; proteasome core complex, alpha-subunit complex. The transcript has 5 exons. Bases 153 to 965 code for a protein of 270 amino acids. NCBI's taxonomy places the organism in Eukaryota, Fungi, Ascomycota, Sordariomycetes, Sordariales, Chaetomiaceae.
CUGCGGUGCACUGCAUCUCCAAGCAACAACCCUCAACCGCGAUCAGACCCAAAGCCACCGCAUCUCACCCUUUCGCACGCAUUACGAACCCCGCCCUCCAAAUAAUUGAGCCUUCUUUCGGUGUGCGAUUUUACGAUUAAACCCCAGCGGCCAUGGCUUCAGGAUAUGACAGAGCUCUUUCGGUGUUUAGUCCCGAUGGACACGUCUUCCAAGUCGAGUAUGCGGGCGAAGCUGUCAAGAGAGGUACCUGCGCCGUCGGCGUCAAGGGUACGGAUGUGGUAGUGCUGGGCUGUGAGAAGCGGUCAGCCAUGAAGCUCCAGGACACGCGCAUCACCCCCUCCAAGAUCGGUCUCCUCGAUACCCAUGUGUGCCUCGCCUUCGCCGGCCUUAACGCCGACGCCCGCAUCCUGGUCGACAAGGCGCGGUUAGAAGCCCAGUCGCACCGCCUCAACCUCGAGGACCCUGUCACGAUCGAGUAUAUUACCAAAUAUGUCGCAGGCGUGCAGCAACGGUACACCCAGAGCGGUGGUGUCCGACCCUUCGGUAUCAGCACCCUCGUCGUCGGCUUCGACAAGGGCAGCGAGCAACCCCGACUCUACCAGACGGAACCUUCGGGCAUCUACUCUGCAUGGAAAGCCAACGCCAUCGGCCGAUCGAGCAAGACGGUUCGCGAGUUCCUGGAGCGCAACUACAAGGAGGACAUGGACCGAGAGGCAACAGUGAGGCUCGCGAUAAAGUCGCUUCUGGAGGUGGUGCAGACAGGCGCCAAGAACAUCGAGAUCGCCAUCAUGGCGCCCGGCAAGUCGGUCGAGAUGCUGCCGGUCGAGGACAUCGAGAGCUACGUCAAGAACAUUGAGCAGGAGAAGCAGGAGGAGGCGGCCAAGAAGAAGACGGGCAGGACCCCUGGGACAGGCGCCGCCGCCAUCUUGACGCGGGGCACUCAGGGGGAGUCCAGUGAGCAGUAGGGUGGGACAGAACCAGCGCUGGAGGGCCAGAACUUGGGCUUGCACAUGAGAUAGACGGCGAGGCGCUGAGAAAACCGAAACCCUUUUCUGUAAGACCAUGAACGCGUCCACGGCAAAAAUGACAUGCUUUUGGCGCUGCGCCCGUGCCCAGGCU